CGAGUUUCUUUCUCUGCUUUAGUUAAUAAUCACUUUGUCUCACUGAACUCCACAGCAAAAAGAGUUUAUUAAGAAUGACUCAGCAUAUUUCAAUAACGAUCCUUUUAUGAAUUCAAAUGAUUUUACUGUAGUUUUAAUGGGCUCUGGAUGCAGUUACAAACGCUGAACAGCAGGGGGCGGCUGCUCUCACAGCCUGAGUCCAUAUGACUUAAAAACUGAACAAAGUUCAUUUGUUCAUUUGUUAUCGGUUCACCUACAGGAAGGUAAGGCAGGAAGCUCACCUGGAGCAGAAAUGGAGAAACAAGUCGCUCCUGUCGUCAUUGACAACGGCUCCGGUUUUAUCAAAGCUGGUUUUUCUGGACCCGAUGGUCCCUGCGCCGUUUUCCCAUCAGUGGUCGGUCGUCCCAGGCAGGACGCGGCUGGAGGACAGAAGGACAGAUUCAUAGGAGCCGAAGCUCUGAGUCACAGAGACCUGCUGACCCUGAAGAAUCCCAUCGAACGCGGCGUCAUCGUGGACUGGGACGACAUGGAGACGAUCUGGCAUCACGUCUACAAAGAGCUUCAUGCUGACCCAGUGGACCAUCCGGUCCUGCUGACCGAGGUGCCGCUCAGCCCCAAACCGAACAAGGAGAAGACGACCCAGGUGAUGUUCGAGGCCUUCAGCCCUCCUGCCCUGUACCUGGCCAUGCAGCCGGUCCUGUCCAUGUACUCCUCUGGCCGGACCACAGGGAUGGUGAUGGAGUCCGGUGACGGCUGCAGUCAUGUCGUCCCGGUGUAUGAAGGCUACGCUCUGCCUCAGGCCGUCCUGCGCCUGAACCUGGGCGGAGCCGACCUGACCGAUUACCUGCUGAAGCUCCUGGACAGCAGAGGACUCAGCUUCAGCGCCGCCGGUCAGCGUGAGAUCGUCACCGACAUGAAGGAGAAGCUCUGCUUCGUGGCUCAGUACUUCGACCAGCAGGUGAAGACGGCGGCUUCUUCCUCCACCCUGGACAAAACCUACCAGCUUCCAGAUGGACGAGAAGUUUCCAUCGGCGAAGAGCGGAUCCGCUGCCCAGAGGCGCUGUUCAAGCCCGAACUCAUCGACAUGGAUUCCUCUGGAGUUCAUCAAACCGUCCACAGCAGCAUCAUGAAAUGUGAGCUGGAUGUUCGUAAAAACCUUUUCUCCACCAUCCUGCUGUCUGGAGGCUCCACCUUGUUCCCUGGAUUCUCUGAUCGCAUGAAGAAGGAAAUCUCUCGGCUCGCCCCGCCUGGCGUGAACGUCCAGAUCAUUGCUCCCGAUGGGAGGCAGCUCUCCGUCUGGAGCGGCGGCUCCAUCCUGGCCUCGCUCUCCUCCUUCCAGGAGAUGUGGAUCAGCAAACAGGAAUACGAUGAAUCCGGUCCGGGAAUCGUUCACCGUAAAUGUUUCUAACCUUCUCCUCCAUCUGGUUGAUGAUCUCACCACCUGCUCCGUCCGUCUGAAAGGAUCUGGACAGAAACAAGUUCAACAAAAUCACUGGGUUAAACAUUUAAUUAAAGUUUUUAAACUGC
Poecilia latipinna (sailfin molly) is the source of this 1527-nucleotide messenger RNA. RefSeq names its product actin, cytoplasmic-like. The record is from RefSeq and is a predicted model, not a curated record. Lineage: Eukaryota; Metazoa; Chordata; Actinopteri; Cyprinodontiformes; Poeciliidae. Bases 293 to 1408 code for a protein of 371 amino acids. The transcript is spliced from 9 exons.